AUGGCGAGCAGGCCAGAAUCGUCAGCAGCGAAAGCCGCGGCGGCCGACUUCGAUCCCGUGUACGAGUGGGUCGACGGCGACGGCAGCUAUCUCCUCCGCCUCAACCUCCCAGGGUUCAAGAAGGAGGACUUCCGGGUGCACGUGGACCCCGCGGGCCGCCUGACCAUCCUCGGCCACAGAACGGCGGACGCCGGAGAUGGGAACGUGCGGCUGCACAGGGUGUUCCAGCUGCUAUCCACAUCCGACCUCGACGCAAUCACCGGCCGGUACGACGCCAACGUGCUCACGCUCACCGUGCCCAAGCUGCCUUCCGCCCCGGCCCCGCCCCCGCCCAGUGAGAAUGAGGCCUCGGACGCUGUCGGCGACGAACCGACGGAUAAGAAAUCCAAGGUUAGCCAGGAGGCGGAGCGGCUGAUCGAGGCGGUGAGGGCAAGGUUGCAGGGGAGGCACAAACAGGAGACGGCCAAGGACCAAACUGCAGCGAGUAGCAAGGAACCCCCGGCCAUGAAAGUGGACGACAGGAAACAGGAGCCCAAGGCAGCAGAAAAGGUGGUGAAAGGAGAUGAUGAUCAGGACCACAAGGAGAAGCUUGAGUAUGAGGCGGCGACGCAGAGGGAGAAGAAAGGCUGCUGGAAGGAGCGGGCGCCCGAGGAGGGGUUCAAGUGGGCGGAUACCAUAGGUAAGAACAAGGAGGUGAUCGCCGCCACCGCGGUCGCCGCCUUCACGCUAGGCGUCUUCGUCUCCCAUAGGCUCUUCUCCAGAAACUAG
Messenger RNA from Triticum turgidum subsp. durum (durum wheat), 768 nucleotides. The record is from the annotation of a GenBank genome assembly. NCBI's taxonomy places the organism in Eukaryota, Viridiplantae, Streptophyta, Magnoliopsida, Poales, Poaceae.